Messenger RNA from Hyaloperonospora brassicae, 1443 nucleotides. Lineage: Eukaryota; Oomycota; Peronosporomycetes; Peronosporales; Peronosporaceae. The record is from the annotation of a GenBank genome assembly.
AUGAAGAUAGUCGGCGUCGCAUCCGAGCCCGCGUCUGGUUCGACAUGGUACGACCCGACCGACGUGCAAAUCCGGAAGUUCAUGAUGGUGCGCUUGCAGAGUCACCCGGCAUUGGCGCAGCACCACCCGAUCUUGCAAACGAGUAGAGCGUCCACGGGCACGAGUCUCUCGCUCUUGCAGCGUCUCGAGUGGAUGCUCUACUACUGUGCCGGGUCCUUGAGCGAGUAUCUGCAUCAGCCGUCACUCGAGCGACGCGUACAAAGUCUCGUGACGCACUACAAGCGGAAACGGCCCGACACAGAGUCGAGGGACGGCGUCGUCGAGUCUAUCCGCGCGUCUGCUGCCAAGCGACAACGACCUGAAUUGACAAUGACUGAAGAUACGCGUGACCGCGGCACUUCAGGCGCCAGUGAGUGCGUGCUCACCAGUAACUUGGACCUCUUGCGCCACGUGUGCAGUUUUUUAGACGGAAGGGACGUGCUACGAUGCAGAUUCGUCAGCAAGUUUUUGUACCUCCAGACACCGCCUUUUGUGCAGACACUGCACAUUGACGCAGCCUCUGUCGCAAUUGCACACACGCGGGUUCGAGACAAUGGAGCUGCGUACGGACUGAGCACUUUGUUGCAUCAAUGCAAUAAUCUCACGAGCCUUACGAUAUCGAACCAGGUGAACCAGACACAUGUUAGGGCCAAUGUUGUGUUCCCCAGAGCCCUCACGAGGUCGAUGCACGCGUCGAAGGGCUACCAAUUGGUUUGUGAAGUCGCUGAGGCGUUUAGUAGAGGCGCGUGUCCUUUGCUGCAGGAGCUGAAGCUUGUUGCUCCAUUCGAUUUUGCCACGGAGAGCGACGCCGUGUUGGUGGUGCUGCGAGCGCUGACGGAUGCCACAUUGGAGGAGGAACCGGCUCGAGCUCGUUUGAAGCACCUGGUACUGGAUGCGACGUUUCUAGGAGAUAGGGGUGUCCAGCAGCUCGCUGAUCUGUUUGAGACUCAAGGCACGUUCUUUAAACAGCUCGAAACAUUGACUGCACGCAACAACUUCAUCGGCGAGACCGGUUGUCGCGACCUGCUGGAGGCCAUCGAGCUAUUCAGCAAUCUCCAUACGCUAGACCUCAGCCGCAACAUUUUGACCGACACGGAUGCACUCACACUCGCAGAUUCACUUGACAAUCUAGUGGUAGACUUGAGCUGUUAUGAUUGCAUGGAGGGCAAUCACAAGAUGAUCUCGGAAGACGAGUGUGAUCGCGGGCGGCUAUGCGUACUGGGACUUGCCGGUCUACGUACUCUCAUACUACAAGACAACUUUAUCACAGGCGAAGGCGUUCGCGCUAUCACGAUUGCACUAAGUUCUCGAGAGAGCUUUGUGGUCUCGACGAUUGAUAGCACUGAUGAUUAUGGUGACGCAGACUGCGGGGACGAAGCUGAAGAAGGGUACGUAGGCCUCUAG